AUGGCACAAACAUACACCAGCUGUGUGUGCGAUACAGACGAGGUUAAAUGUAACAAAAUAGCUUGUGACAAUUAUGCAAGCGCCGGCAUAUUCCACGACAUCCCUGGUGAUGCCGUUGGACCGCCAAGCACUUUUGAAAACGGCAGAUGCCAUGCUAUAUACAACAACAACGGGCAGUUCAUCGAAUUCCAAGGCCUUGACCCAAAAGAAUUCGAGGCCCAGUGCAGGAAAGCUUGCAACACCGGUUCAACCUGCUGA
Molecule: messenger RNA, 258 nt
Organism: Colletotrichum orchidophilum
Lineage: Eukaryota; Fungi; Ascomycota; Sordariomycetes; Glomerellales; Glomerellaceae
Exons: 2
Coding region: 1-258 (85 amino acids)
Source: RefSeq, a predicted model, not a curated record